Coffea arabica (coffee) is the source of this 1736-nucleotide messenger RNA. The record is from RefSeq and is a predicted model, not a curated record. NCBI's taxonomy places the organism in Eukaryota, Viridiplantae, Streptophyta, Magnoliopsida, Gentianales, Rubiaceae.
GCUAAUUUCAUUUUUGAACACAACAAAAUCACCCUAUGCCCACCCGCCUACUCGAACGCACAAUCUCCUUCGGUCUCACUUCCCAUCUUCAUCCAAAAAGAAAACCUCGACAGAGACAGUUAGAUCCUCAAAACCACAUUCGAAGUUGGAGACUCUUUUCACACAUUCACGUACUCAACAACAAAUCAUAAAUGGGCGAGCAAGAGAACUGCCUGGGGAGCACUCCCGGACGGCCAUCAAAGAAACGGCCCAUGAUGACGGCUGCUACCACUACUACUACCAAUAUUGAGUCUCUGCAAGGACGGCAACAACUUUCAGUAACCACCAAGAAGAGGGUCGUCUUGGGUGAGCUCACCAACAUCCCCAAGAUUGUCGAGUUGAGCAGUAUUCCAAAGCCUGUCCACCCGAAACCAAAAUCCAGUACCAGUAGAGAAAAAGAGGAGGUAGUGAAAUCAGAUGCUCAUGUUGAUCGUUGCCCUGAUGUUUCCCGCAAAUAUGCCGAUGCCCCUCUCAUUUAUCAGCAUCUUCGCUCACUGGAGGUGGAAGGAAACAGAAGGCCGUUGCACAAUUACAUGGAGAAGGUUCAGAAAGACAUAACACCAACUAUGCGAGAAAUUCUAGUUGAUUGGCUGGUGGAGGUUGUUGAUGAAUACAAACUUGUCUCUGAUACUCUUUAUCUGACUGUGAACUACAUAGAUAGAUUCCUAUCCUCACAUGCUUUGUCGAGGACGAAACUUCAACUCCUUGGUGUAUCCAGCAUGCUUGUAGCUGCGUAUGCUCAUCUGAACCUUAUUAGUUCCUUCUUCCUCCCACCCCACUGUCUUGGUCAGUCUUUGCCUUUGCCUUGGUUAAUCUCUUUUGUCUGCUCUAACUGCAGAAAGUUUGAAGAAAUUACUCCUCCACAUAUUGAAGAUUGUUGCUACAUAACAGAUAAUACGUACACCAGAGAAGAGGUUGUAGCUAUGGAGAGCAAUAUACUAAUGUUUUUAAAUUUCAAUACAUCUAAUCCAACAGCAAAGAGUUUUCUCAGAACGUUCACCAAGGCUGCACAAGAAAUCUCAACGUUUUCCAACUUGCAAUUUGAGUUCUUGGCUUGUUACCUGGCGGAGCUAAGCUUGCUAGAUUAUAUCUGUGUGAGGUUCUUGCCAUCAAUGAUUGCUGCUUCAGCAAUUUUUCUUGCUAGAUUUACAAUGCUACCAAGCAUUCAUCCCUGGAGUUUGGCAUUGCAGAGAUAUACAGGUUACAAAGCAUCUGAUUUAAAGGAGUGUAUCCUUGCCAUUAAUGAUCUACAGCUUAAUAGAAGACCGACCUCUGCACAAGCAUUAAGAGAAAAAUACAUGCAAAACAAGUUCAAACGUGUUGCAGCAUUGUGUCCACCCUCAGAGAUUCCCAGUCAUUAUUUUGAGGUGGUGACUGGAAAGCAUUCUUCAGAAGCUCAAGAAGCCCCACUUUGAGUGUGCAUAAAGAUCUUAAUUCUGACGGAUAACCACCAUAUGUCUUGAUCUGUCUUGGGAAGAUUAAUCUAUAAGGUGGCUCGUGGACGAGUUCAUCAAGUGGGUGUCAAGGUUUGAUGCUUUGCAUCUCCAGAAGACAGAAAUGGAUGCUGACCUGAGAGUUUUAUCCUCUGGAUUUGAUAAAGAGACUACAAUAAAUUUUUUUCCCCAACCUUGAAUAAGAAAAUGUUAAGUACUUAUGUUAUUCUAAAGUCCAAUGUUUGUGCAUCUGCAUAUAGUAAA